CGGCGCUGAGGAGGAGGAGGAAGAGGAGGCGGCGGCGCGAUGCCGGCGGCGGCCGGGGGGCUGCUGUGGUGGAGCUGCUGCGUGCUGGCGGCGGCGGCCGGCGCCCCGAGGGCUGUCGCGGCGCAGGCAGUGUGUGCUGGCACGGAGAACAAACUGAGCUCCCUCUCUGACCUGGAACAGCAGUACCGGGCCCUGCGCAAGUACUAUGAGAACUGCGAGGUAGUUAUGGGCAACCUGGAAAUCACCAGCAUUGAGCACAACAGAGACCUCUCCUUCCUGCGGUCCAUCAGAGAAGUCACAGGCUAUGUUUUGGUAGCUUUGAAUCAGUUUGAAUACCUGCCUCUGGAGAACCUGCGCAUCGUUCGUGGGACUAAGCUCUAUGAAGAUCGAUAUGCUCUGGCGAUAUUUCUUAACUACAGAAAGGAUGGUAAUUUUGGACUCAGGGAACUUGGCUUGAAGAACUUGACAGAAAUACUGAAUGGAGGGGUGUAUGUUGGCCAGAACAAAUUUCUUUGCUUCGCAGACACCAUUCAUUGGCAGGAUAUUGUCCGUAACCCCUGGGCCUCCAACUUCACUUUGGUUCCAAUGAAUGGCAGCUCAGGAUGUGGUCGAUGCCACAAGUCCUGCACGGGCCGAUGCUGGGGACCCACGGAGAAUCACUGCCAGACCUUAACAAAGACAGUGUGCGCAGAGCAGUGUGAUGGACGGUGCUACGGGCCCUACGUCAGUGACUGCUGCCACCGGGAGUGUGCUGGAGGCUGUUCCGGACCCAAAGACACUGAUUGCUUUGCCUGCAUGAAUUUCAAUGAUAGUGGUGCAUGUGUCACACAGUGCCCCCAGACAUUUGUGUACAAUCCUACCACCUUCCAACUGGAACAUAAUCACAAUGCCAAGUACACGUAUGGGGCUUUUUGCGUCAAAAAGUGCCCACACAACUUUGUGGUAGAUUCCAGCUCUUGCGUCCGUGCAUGUCCAAGCUCCAAGAUGGAGGUUGAAGAAAAUGGUAUUAAGAUGUGUAAGCCCUGCACUGACAUUUGUCCUAAAGCAUGUGAUGGCAUUGGAACAGGAAGCUUAGUGUCAGCUCAGACAGUGGAUUCCAGCAACAUUGACAAGUUCAUAAACUGUACUAAGAUCAAUGGCAACCUUAUCUUCCUUGUUACUGGGAUUCAUGGGGAUCCAUAUCACACAAUUGCUGCAAUUAAUCCAGAGAAACUAAAUAUUUUCCAAACAGUGAGAGAAAUAACAGGGUAUCUGAACAUACAAUCAUGGCCUGAGAACAUGACUGACUUCAGGGUGUUUUCUAACUUGGUUACUAUUGGUGGAAGAGCUCUGUAUAGUGGCCUUUCCUUACUCAUUCUGAAGCAGCAAGGCAUUACCUCUUUACAAUUCCAGUCCUUGAAGCAAAUCAGUGCUGGUAACAUCUACAUAACGGACAACAGCAAUUUAUGCUACUACCACACAGUCAACUGGACCAGCCUUUUCAGCACACCCAGCCAGAAGACAGUGAUUCAUCGAAAUAAAAAAGCAGAGAACUGCACUGCUGAUGGAAUGGUGUGUAAUGAGUUAUGUUCAAGUGAUGGCUGCUGGGGGCCAGGGCCGGACCAGUGUCUCUCCUGCAAGCGCUUCAUCAGGGGGAGGACCUGCAUAGAUUCUUGUAACCUGUAUGAUGGGGAAUUUCGAGAGUUUGCAAAUGGUUCUGUUUGUGUGGAGUGCGAUCCCCAGUGUGAAAAGAUGGAAGACAACAUGAUCACAUGCUAUGGGCCGGGUCCUGACCACUGCACAAAGUGUUUCCAUUUUAAGGAUGGUCCAAACUGUGUGGAGAAAUGUCCUGAUGGCUUGCAGGGGGCAAACAGUUUCAUUUUCAAAUAUGCUGAUGAGGAUCGUGAGUGCCAUCCAUGUCAUCCAAAUUGCACCCAAGGGUGUAGAGGUCCCGCUAGUCAUGACUGCAUUUACUAUCCAUGGACACGACAGUCCACUUUACCACAACAUGCUAGAACCCCUUUGAUUGCUGCGGGAGUUAUUGGUGGCCUCUUCAUCAUCGUCAUCAUGGGCCUGACGUUUGCUGUGUACGUUCGACGCAAGAGCAUUAAAAAGAAGAGAGCGUUGCGGAGGUUUCUGGAGACAGAGCUCGUGGAACCCUUGACUCCAAGUGGUACGGCUCCCAACCAAGCACAGCUUCGUAUCCUGAAGGAAACUGAGCUGAAACGAGUGAAGGUUCUCGGCUCUGGAGCCUUUGGAACAGUAUACAAGGGUAUUUGGGUCCCCGAGGGAGAAACGGUAAAGAUUCCUGUGGCCAUUAAGAUCCUUAAUGAGACCACUGGUCCCAAAGCCAAUGUGGAGUUUAUGGAUGAAGCUCUCAUCAUGGCCAGCAUGGACCACCCACACCUGGUGAGACUCCUGGGUGUCUGCUUGAGCCCGACCAUUCAGCUUGUCACUCAGCUGAUGCCUCAUGGCUGCCUGUUGGAUUAUGUUCAUGAACAUAAGGACAAUAUUGGCUCCCAGCUUCUGCUAAACUGGUGUGUCCAAAUAGCAAAGGGAAUGAUGUACCUGGAAGAGAGAAGACUUGUCCACCGGGACUUGGCAGCCCGCAACGUCUUGGUGAAAUCACCAAACCAUGUGAAGAUCACUGACUUUGGCCUGGCCAGACUUCUGGAAGGCGAUGAGAAGGAGUAUAACGCAGAUGGAGGGAAGAUGCCAAUUAAGUGGAUGGCUCUGGAGUGUAUACACUACAGGAAAUUUACCCAUCAGAGUGAUGUCUGGAGCUAUGGAGUCACUAUCUGGGAGCUUAUGACCUUUGGUGGAAAGCCAUAUGAUGGGAUCCCGACUCGAGAGAUCCCAGACCUCUUGGAGAAGGGAGAGCGGUUGCCCCAGCCUCCAAUCUGCACUAUUGAUGUUUAUAUGGUGAUGGUGAAAUGCUGGAUGAUCGAUGCUGACAGUCGGCCUAAAUUCAAGGAACUGGCUGCUGAAUUUUCUAGAAUGGCUCGAGACCCUCAAAGGUACCUGGUAAUUCAGGGAGAUGAUCGUAUGAAGCUCCCCAGCCCAAAUGACAGCAAGUUCUUCCAAAACCUUCUUGAUGAGGAAGACCUGGAAGAUAUGAUGGAUGCUGAAGAGUAUCUUGUUCCUCAAGCCUUCAACAUCCCUCCUCCCAUCUAUACUUCCAGGACAAGAAUUGAUUCCAACAGGGUCAUGAUGUCGAAAUUUCCUUGCACGCCCUUGCUGAGAAGCAGAAUGAACCAGUUUGUGUACAGAGAUGGUGGCUAUGCUGCAGAGCAGGGAGUGCCAAUGCCGUACAGAGCUCCUGGCUGCAUCAUCCCAGAAGCCCCAGUUGCUCAGGGGGCGACAGCAGAGAUCUUCGAAGACACCUGCUGCAAUGGCACACUGCGGAAGCAGGUGGCCACCCUGACAAAAGAGGACAGCAGCACCCAGAGGUACAGCGCUGAUCCCACGGUCUUCAUGCCGGAACGGGUGAUCCGGGGAGAGCUGGAUGAGGACGGCUACAUGACGCCAAUGCGAGACAAACCGAAAACAGAUUACCUGAAUCCAGUGGAAGAGAACCCAUUUGUCUCCCGACGGAAGAACGGAGAUCUCCAAGCUGUGGACAACCCAGAGUAUCACAACGCUCCAAAUGGGCAGCCCAAAGCAGAGGAUGAGUACGUGAAUGAGCCAUUGUACCUCAACACUUUUGCAAACACCUUAGAAAACACUGAGUACCUGAAGAACAAUUUGCCAGAGAAAGCCAAGAAGGCCUUUGACAACCCAGACUACUGGAAUCAUAGCCUGCCCCCACGAAGCACUCUCCAGCACCCGGACUACCUGCAAGAGUACAGCACAAAAUACUUUUACAAACAGAACGGACGGAUCCGGCCCAUUGUGGCAGAGAAUCCUGAAUACCUCUCUGAGUUCUCCCUGAAGCCUGGCACUGUGCUGCCCCCACCGCCCUACAGACACCGGAACACAGUGGUGUAGUAACCGCGGUCUUAUAGAAGUGGAAAGGCAACCCCUUCUAGCUGCCUCACUCUUUCUCUUUUUCUCCUUCUCCCUUCCCUGCUUCCCUUUUUUCCUCCCAUGAGCUUCCUCUUCUUGCCAGUUCACCCAUUUUUGAUAUUUCCAAGUGAAAGGAUGUCUUGGAUUCAUUUGCAGAUUGGGUUGGGAACCUGAAAGAAAGGAAGGAAGGAGGCUGAAAGGAGGAGUGUACAGCCUGGUGUUUCUUGCCUUCCACAGAUCCAAGGGGCAGAUGGUCAGAGAAGCCAGACGGUACCGGGAAGGACUAUGGCAGUGUUGCCUGCUGUCAAGCUAGUCUCAGUGAUUCCACCCAGACACUGUAGGAGAAGCCACAGAGAGGCUGUCUCUCUCAGGAGGAACUGAUGAGUCUGUACAGCAUUCCUGGAAAUCUCAAUGCAGUUUCCAUCAGGGGGAAAAAUGGACAAUUUUUAUAUCAUGUGUAAUAGCACAGUAAUUGAGAUUGAGAAUCCAGUUUCUUUCUCUAACACUUUCUAUCCCAGCGACUGAAAAUGGCUAACUUGGCUUUUCAUAAUCGUUCAGAUCUACAUCGUGGCUUUCCAAGAAAUGAUGAUGUGACUCUGAGAGCCGGCUAACUCCUUGUUCUGAGCCACACCAUGAUUUUAUGCCACUUCCUAACCGCAGAGACUCUACCUGAGAACUGGUGCGUGACAUGACCAUUUUUGUAUAUGUGCGAACAGGACAAACAUUUUAAACAGAAAAAUCCUUUCAGAAAUGAGUAACAAAGCCCCACCCCCAACAUGUUCUUCUUGAACCUAAAAGACAGGCCAAGAAAUCAAGACUUGUACGUAAAAGACUCCAUUUUCCUGUUUUAUACCCGCUGAACAUAGGUCCAUAAAUGCAAAUAAAUUCUUCCCUUUUUUUCUUCUUCACCAUCAUGAAGGUAGUCGGUUGGGGAUGCUGUCAGGCAACACUGAGAAUGAGAUGGAGCACUGCAGAGUUGGCUGUGGGUCAUGAAGUCAGCCUGGCACUCUGUGGGGUGGUGGUGGGACGGGUCCUUGAAACUGGAAGAAAGAAAGACACUGGACUGGAGAAAACGCACAUACAAGUUCACUGGAAAGUUAGUUUGCACUUAAGCUCUGAUUUUAUUUGAACUGUUUUCUGGAUUUUGAAUGAAGCAAUAUGGAAGUGACCAGCAAAAUAAAAAAUAAUAAUUUUAAAUUUAAAAAAGUGAAUUAUAUGUAAAGGAUGACUGUGGAAAUGCCAAAAUGAAGCAAAUCAAGUCUUUGGUACGAUGUCCACCAGUUCGGAGAGGCAUUGCAUUGACUGUUUCAGAGAAUAUGGUGACAGAGCAGCCAGCUCUUACUGCUGCCACAUGAAGGACAGCACAGCAAGCCCUGGAAGGGAUCUGAGGAGGAGAAUGCCUUGCUCAGGUGUGCAGCACAGUACGGAAUGCUUUUUGUAACGGGAGGAUUACUCUGUCACAGAACACAGUGUAUGAGGUGUUUGCUAAGUCAAAAUGUGCAUGACUCACAGAGCUUUCAGUCAAAAAAUGUAAAUAGGUAUGAGUCGGUCUCCCUGCACUUGGUUCUGCUUUCAUCAGCCUCGGUUUUUAGGUAGACACCUGCACACACCCCCAUCCUCCUGUUCAGAAGGAACCUCCAGCCACAGGUGGGGAUGUUUUCAGCAGAUGGAGCUGGAAAGGGUGGAGCAAGGGCCAGUGCUGCUGAUGGCUCACUCCUGGUGUGCCAAGACUGCCUGUGUGAGCAUAUGUGUACCUAGUUCCCACCGAAAAUCUUCAGGCUGCAUUAGGUGCCUGUGAAGAGCUGUCUGUGUCUCAUUAAGGCUUUUAAAAGGGGAAGUAAUACCUGUUGGAGAGCAGUAUUUCACUGUAUGCACUUCACUACUAUUAAUGUCAAGAUCUUUGGGGUAAGCUGGCCAACAAAACCAGCAACAACCGGUGGUCUGGAAAUUUUAUCCAGUUCCUCCAAAAUCCUGCCUAUGAACACAGCUUGCCAUCUUCAAUCAUAAGGGUGUGGAGGAAGGAGUAAGAACCAUGCAAUAUUCGCUGCAGUCCUGGUGGCUCAGGGGCAGCUUGACAAAGGUAUAAGGAGGUGUCAGUGCUGGGUAGUUGGCAGGCUUGGUGGUGGAAAGGAAACGUGUGAUUGCUGAGCUAGGGCUGGGUCUUCCAAUAGCCUGCUUCUGUGUCACAUGUGUCCAGGCCAGCUUGAGCCAGCUGAGCACACCUCCAGCUGCAGGGCACUACUAGGCCUGCUGUAAAGCUGGUAUGGGGAUGGGGAGCGUGACAACAGCCGGCACAGCUCUGUGGAGCUACUGAAGGGAGAUGCUGGGCCAGAUGGGAACAGAACAAAGGACCAGCACACAACUGAGGUGAGAUCAAUGGUCAAGGAGUGUCACACAGCUCAGAGGCCGUGUCUCCUCCUGAUGCCCUCUGUAACUUCCUCGUGAUCAUGGGAUUAGAAAAAGAGGAAGGAACACGACGUCCUGGGGACCCUGCUCCUGGAAGGUUUGCUGGUGACAGUGCUGAAGGAUGAGCAAAGCUCUGAGAGGUUGGGCUGCAGUUGCCAAGCUGCUGGGGGACAAAGUCCGGCCAAGGACUGUGGAUGUCCUGACAGCAGAGAAGCAGCUUAGGUGAUGUAGGUAGGUGGAGCAGAGGGGGAAGGGGUGGGGGAUUUGUCCCUGAACACGUCAUACAACAGAGUAACUCCUCAUGGAGAAGAACAAUGGUGGUGCUGCUUGUGCAUGAAUUCAGAGAGGGGCAUGUGAAAGUAACUGGGGGAGAGGUACACGCUUCUCCAAAAACAGCUGCUCAUGGAAGGUGGAGACCUGGUUGUUUCUCUGGUAAUUAAGUAAGUAGGACUGGUGUUAGAAAUAAUCAAAAUGUAAAUAACAGUGUUCUUUAACAUUUUAACAUUUCUUACGUAGCUUGAAUUAUUUAUUCAUUUUAAUCGUUGACAGUGGGACACUUGGUAGCGUGGAGGGCGGCAGCACGCGGGGGGGGGGGGGGGGGCGUCACCUCACACUGGGGCCUAUCCAGACAGUGCAUUUUGUCAGCACAAAGCAGUUGUUGGGCACCAGCAAAAUUAUUUUGUCUAUCUCUGAUUAAUUCUGUGGUUCUGCAGUGGUAUCUGUACACACCACCAUCAGCUCCCAUGGAUUUUAAUAGGUGGAUACUUAUUGGUAGAUGUUUUCCUUUCGCUCAUGCACAAGAGAAAAGCAUUGCACCACUUCUCAAAAGCAGAUACCUCUAUCAGCUUUUUUCUAAGGCAAAUGUGCUAAAUGAAGGAGAGCAACAGCUGGUUUUCACCUUAUAUCUCUUGCAGUGAUUGUCUUAGAUGUUACCUGCCAAGCUGAGGGCCAGUUCAGACAGAUGUGGAAGCUGCAGCUCAUUGAUUUGCUAUAAUCAAACAGUUAUAAUUUUGUUUUUCUGCACAGUAGCUAAGGAGUGAAGCAUAUAUGGCCAUUUGCUCAGAUGUAGUGGAGUAUUUACAACUUGUCUGGAGUGCAUAGCAGUGACUGGAGGGGGGGGGUCAUCAUAUGGAGCUGUUCCGGGUACCCUAAGCUCAGCUCAGUGAUCUUUCUUCUCCUACAAAACAAAUGGUUGUGCUGACCCUGGAUCCCACCACUUACUGGUGGAAAUGCUCUCCUGCCAGCAGGGACUGUACACAGUGAUCUCAUUUCAUGUGGGUCUCUGGUGUAGUGAGGAGAAGCCCAGAAAUGGUGUGAGCAGGGCAGUUGUGAUAAUGCCACUGGGGCAGGCAGCCUGUGCACACACAGGGGAUCCAGUGCUUAUUUCCAAUUGAGAGCUGGGUGGGAGGUACAAGCUCAGGUAGGUGAUCAUCUCCUUUGAAGGCUCUUUAUCGCGAGGGGAAACUGUAGACAACAGGCUUUAACAAGAACUAGUCAGGCCUUGGGUGAUCAGUGACCUCUUGGGCUCUUAAAGAAAGACCAUCACCUCAGAACAGAUGACAUUACCCGGAGGUCUCUUCCACCAGCAUUUUUAAGAGAUGUUUUUACUUGCAAUAAUAUGAAAAGACUGUACACCUACUCAUUUCUAGGUCUGUCACUUGUAGUGUACCCAUUAUUCUGGAUUGUAGGCCUCUGCUGCUGGAAGAACAGCUCAUCUGUUAUUACACAUUCUGGAUUUGCGUUCAAACAUCAAUUCCAAAAGCCAGGGCCGCACACAGUCGGGCUGGAUGGCUGCAGUGUUACAUUUCCUCACAUGCUAAGAAGCACGGCUGUCCAUGACAGCAGCUUCAGCUGCUCAGAACAUGCCCUCGUGUUUUUGUUUGGUCUUCUGCUAAGUGUAACACAAAUAGAAAUGGCCACCGUUAAAAUGGGUUUUUCAAAUCAGGAAUAGUUCCAUGGUUAGAAGCAACUCCAGAAUGUCCAAGAAUGAAGGUGGACACAAGCCAUUUUGCUGAAGCACAAGGUCAUACUCCUCUACCGCCCUGGAGCUUUGUGCCUGACGACGUGAGGGGGCUUGCUGCUCCUGGGGAGAGGGCCAGAAGGUAAGGCUGAAGUUAAGGUGUCUCCAUUCAUCCUAUGGCCAUAGCUGGGAUCAGUGUGUAGGCUGGGACAAUGCAGAGCAUGCUCUGGGGAACCAUUAAAAGUCUGACUGAUGGCAGGGGGACUUCCUGAAAUGCAGAGGCAAGCUGAAGAGGUGGGCCCAGCUGGUGGAGGUCUGUGCUAAGCCAGGAGGAAAAGUGAGGCGGAAGCUAAGGACAUUAACCAAAUUAGGAAGUGUGAAGACUUAUCACUACAUUUUUUUUCUUCUGUAUAAUUAGAGAGCUUUGGACCUUGGUAGAGAGAUUUUAGAUAUAUGUAAGGUAUUACGCCAUGGGAGUAGUUGCAGCCCCGGUCCUCCCUCUCCCAGUAAAAAAAGCCAUGAGAUUGUGCUCCAGACAUGUUGCAGAUGAAACCGCCAGGGCCAAGGUGUACCCUGCACAGCAGCCUCUUGCUGAUGGCAGCACUUCUGUUCCAGUGCCCUGCCCAGGCUGUGAGCCCUCUUAGGGAUAAAACACCUGAUUAUAAUCCAUAGCACGCCGAAGACUAAACCCUUUUGGGAUAACCACAGUAAUAAACUGUGAAUGGUAUUUUAUAAAUGUAGAUAUGUACGCCGUUCCUUUGAGGUAAGGUACUAUGACAUAUGUAGCAUAAGCUGGUACUGCUGUUAAAUGGGUCGAUUAAUACUGAGCAGCUGUGUAAGGGGUAGCUAACUUUGAAUGCACUCAAAGCAGCGUUCCUUGGGAGAUGGGGCAGAAAGUGGUUGCUAGGUACUUGUCUUUUUGUGGUGGGGAAUACUGAAAAUGCAGAUUAUUGUAAACACAAAUUGCAGUUUUUAAUAGCAUUUCGAUGUUGGAAAUUGGUGCACAUUUGAAACAUUAUUCACAAUGGUUUUAACAUUUUGUUUUAGUUUGUUUUUUUCUUCUGCCCAGUUUUUGAUAUUUCCCCAACAUUGCAAGCUGGAGUUUCUAAAGAGGUAGCAACCCUAGGGUACGGAGGAGAAAGAAGUCUCUUUGUAAAAACAGAGCUACCCAAGAUACAUUUCCUGACCUUGUGGUCCUCAAGCUAUGUAUUCUUUUGAGUGAAGCUCAAGUUCCCAAGCUCAGAGGACAGCAAGGCUGGGCCCCAGCUGGGAGGCGAUGCAGGCGCAGCAGCGCUCCUGCCAGGUGGGCACAACCCCGCAGCAAGAAGCAGAGGUGGGGAGGGCUCUGGGUUUGGGGCAGUUGUCUGGGUUCUAACAGCGCAAAGAGGUUAUUACACAGUAAUUCUGCCUUAGAAGUACCUUCAGAAGAAGAGGAGCAUCAGUUUGUUGGGGAAGACGCUCAUUUCGUGCAAAGUGAUGCAUUCAGAGUUAGCUGCCUUUCUGAAACAAAAAUACAAAAAUACAAAAACUACUGUAUGUUACUUUGAAAAUGUGAAUAGUAUUUUUAUAGCUUGUUAAAGACACAGCUAGUUGCAUUUGUAAAUAAGGAUAAUGUUGCUUUUAUUUUCCUUGUGGUCACCAUUAUUUGGAACAUAAUUGUCCUUAGGGUUGAUUUGUAUAUAGGUAAUUUGCUUGUGAUUUAUGCGCUUUCCCCCCCUUUUCUUUCUUUCCCUUCCCACCCUCUGCUUUUGGUUAGAAAUACCAUUUUUGUCAUUCUGUGUGAUUCUGUGUUUUAGCACUAUUGUGGUGUGUUCAGACUUUCUGCACUUGCUUACACAGUAGGGUAUGCCAAUUGUGUGUGGCGUAAUGUUACUUUAACCUUUCGUUUCUCAUAUUUUAGCUAUUGAGGAUUAUGCACUGUUAAAACACUGACCUGGGUUAAUAUUAGGUGCAUAUUUUAGCAUAAUUUCCCUUCUUUUCAUAGUUUCUCGUUUGUUUUCUUUUUUCCUUCCCUCCCCUUUUGUCUUGUUUGGAGGCUGGGGAGAAGCCUGCAGACCUUCUCUUUGUGUGGUUAUACUUUUUCCCCCGUGUGCAGUCCCGAGUUUCUCCUCCUGGUCCUUGGGAUAGAGCUUUACCUGUUUGUUGAGGCAAAUGUAGACUGCGACCCACCUUGCAUCAACCCACGCUCAUCCCAGCUGAACAAUUUGAAAACUGUUCUGCCUUUUUGUUACAUGAAUCUGUCAGAAAUAUAUUUUUAAUUUAAUAUAAAUGAAAUUCAAUAAAAUAUGAAACAAAA
Messenger RNA from Numida meleagris (helmeted guineafowl), 10646 nucleotides. RefSeq names its product erb-b2 receptor tyrosine kinase 4 (gene ERBB4). Lineage: Eukaryota; Metazoa; Chordata; Aves; Galliformes; Numididae. Gene Ontology annotation, cellular component: signaling receptor complex; basal plasma membrane. The transcript has 28 exons. Gene Ontology annotation, molecular function: epidermal growth factor receptor binding; transmembrane receptor protein tyrosine kinase activity; ATP binding. Gene Ontology annotation, biological process: multicellular organism development; positive regulation of kinase activity; positive regulation of cell population proliferation. Bases 40 to 3966 code for a protein of 1308 amino acids. The record is from RefSeq and is a predicted model, not a curated record.